AUGCCCGUCAUCGAUCUCUCUGGCCUCCACGCAUCCCAUCCACACGGCUACGAUGUUUCGGUGAGGGUGAGGCCCCUGCCGCCCCCAUCAGAUCGCGCGACAGAUUCACCCGCUGGCGGUGUCACUGCUUCCUCACGUCGGCCUCCGGGUCGUUUGGACGUCGUUCAGCGCGCAGCGAACGCUGAGCGAUCCUCUCCUCGAGCAGGGGCUGUUGGCAGUGGCGAUGGCGGAGCGCACGCUGAGAUCGCCAGCGGCACCCGCGACGAUCAUACGUGGGCUCGGUCAGAAGUUGCCCCUCCGGCCUUCGACCCCCGUAUACCCCACGACCCGCGCGAUUGGGUCUUCCGGUCACCAGGCGAAAGCCCCGUGCGCACGGCACCUCCCACGAUCCCAUCGCCCUCUGUUCGCGCAAGCGAACUGCGUUCCCGACGCAGGUCGAACGCCUCCGACUCGUCUGACGUGUUAUGGGCCGCUGUUGAAGACCUCAACAUCGACGACCUCCCUGAGGACGCCGGCCUGAGUGCUUCGUCGGCCCCUUCGCAAUCCGAAACCCACGGUCCUCCCAGCACCGCCCCUCACCUCACUCCUCAUCGGCCUCGUGAUGCUGUCUCCAUGCCUCCAUCGACUUCUAAACGUAAUGAUCCGUCAAGUACCACAACCGUCAUCCGAUCGCGUCACCCGAACCCAAAACCGACUCCGAAGCCCCUUCGCAUCAAUUCCGACGCACCGCGGUCCCCACCCCCGUCUCCCUUCCCCAGUGUUCCCUCCCCUCGGUCUCGAACUGCCCCUACGCCUGGCCCGUCGUCCAGCAGGCAUCCGGUACCCCCGAGGUCUUAUCCCGACCCCUUCAUAGGGGAGCUUCCGCUGAGCGCUCGUUCCGAUCGAAUGUCGGACAGGAAUCACCAUAAGUGCUGGGUCGUCUUCGUUGGAAUUCGCCCAGGGAUCUAUUAUGUCUGGGAAGAGGCCGAACAGCAGAUCUUGAAGGGAUAUAGGCUCCAACUCUCCAAGUUUACAAAUCUUCUGUGGGACACUGAAGUCGACCUCUACAACCCCUACACUCUUGUCUCCACCAACUACUCCACAGGCCGCUACUUGACUAUUCUCAUCCUCAUGUCCGGGAAACAGAACGCGAAACAGAGAAACAGGGCGCCCAAGGAUGGUGCUUCUCGCCCUCCUGGACGUGCACCGCGUUUACCAGCCAUUCAGAUCGCAUUCCUGGUUCGUCUCCUGCCUUACUACCUUGCGGAAGUUCGUGGGAGCGGGCGUACGGUCGCCACAAGGUUCUACAACAAAGUCAACAGGAGUUUCUUGAUGUACUUCAAAAACUGGAUGCCUCCGCCUCAGGCAGGCCAGCAACAGGCUCCCACCGAGAGCGGUGAGCCAAGUAAUCCUGCAGGGUGUGACGCGCAUAGCACAACGGACGCGCCGCCGAACCCCAACGCAGCGGUAGCUACCGUAGCGUCUGUCAGCCUUAGUGCAUCUAACGACAUAGCCAAUUCUUCGUCCCAUACGACCGAUCCGCCAGCCGCUGAUAGCCCCCCUGUCGCUGCUCCGAACGCUACGGGCAACAAGGACGAUACUGCGACCGCGAACGUCAACGUCGUGGAUGGCGAGUCGACGCAUACCGCUGGAAGCAUAAAUGGUCCCGCACGCGCAGGAAAUGCAGCCAACGCCCCCUCAGUUGCUCCACAAGCACCUUCGGCGACAGAGGAAAGCUCACCAGAACCCACCUCAGUCGACAGUUUUCCGGAGAUUGACUUUAACGCCGACGAUCAAGUUGACCCGAAAGACCUCUGGUGGACGAAGGAGAUAUGGGACCAGUCCCGAUUACUCGUGAUUGCUUACUUCCAGCAUUACGGCGCCAAAGUUUCCAAGGGCAAAGGCGCCACGGACAGGGGCGACUGGGAACCUCUCUUGAAGCAGCUCCUUGAGCUUGUCGUCCCUGCUCCACGUCGCGCCCAGAUUGUCCAAUUCUACUCCGGCAGGCACUGGGACGAUCGGAUCGACGCGCAAUUCCGGAACGAUUGGGCGCAGCGGGCGGAGAAGCUGAGGGCGGAGGGGAAGGAAGUCCCAUUGAAGCCUCCGGUAGAUGAGAAGUUGCGGACGGCGUGUUGGUGCUGGGAGCGUGAGGACGAGGAGUUUAGGGAGACACUGACUAGACAGAGGGACGAGGAGUAUGAGCGGGAGAAGGCAGAGUACGAAUGCAUGUUGCGUGUGAAGCAAGGGGAGGGAAAGACUUACGAAUGGUCCCUCGGUGAAGCUUUCCAAGUCUUGCAACCGAUGGCGGAGCUUCUCUCUCUGAAGUUCGGAUUGGUGGUAAGUAUAUUUAUGGGAGCACCGUUGGAAGCAGAUGGAAGCGUACGAUCCGUUGUCGUUCACGAAGGCAAGACUCGCGGGGCUCUCCUAAAGACAUGGCCUGAGUACGACUUGACCGGGGUUAACGCAGCACGAAGCACGUUCACGACGUUCGCAGAUAUAUGCUUCUCUGCAAAAGACAAGGAACACCGCCGCGACGUUAUGCGAGGCAAAGGCCCUCUGAUCCAGUCGGAGGGAGAAGCGAGAAUGGAGCAGCAAAACUCCAGCGGUGGUAUACCAGAGCAAGAUACCGCACAGUUAUCCGGGGCAUCCGUAGAUGUACAGACGCAUAGGGAGCAGCGAGGCGAAAGCGUCGACAGAGAGGACGAGGCCAUGCAGCUCGUGAAAGAAACAGAUUGGGAGAGAAGUUCGCUACACGUGGCAUCGAGCGCUAAUCAGUCCGGGAAAGAGCCGGAGUCGACUUCAGCGCCCGAACCCUCCCUCCUACCGCCGCAUCCUCGUCCUCGUCCUCGUCCGCUUCCCCGCCUCUCCACGUCCCUCGUAGCUUUGACUCCUUCCUCUCCUACUGCAUCAAACCCUACAGACUCCGUCCAGACAGGAGAGAAGACGGCCUCGCUCGAUACAGGGGUGCCACUCUCCAAGAGUUUGGGUGGCACCCCAUCCCCGGAGCAAAAUACUGAGGAUACUGUACCGUCGAUACCUUUGACCUCGACGGCCCCGGAAAUCCCUCCCUCCGACUCAACCUCCGUUACUACCCACCUCGUCGAUCUUGAACCACCCGCCGCUGCUGCAUCCAUCCCGACGACACGGUCUCCCGAAACAAUUACGCUCAAACCUACGACAUCCGAGCCCAAUGUCCUGCCGGCCAUACCCAAUGCCCCGCCACCUCCUGGUUCAAAUCCCAAUGCGUGCGAUCAUACAUCCAGGCCCGCUUCCCCUGGCCUCCCGGCCCCCGACUACUCCCCUUCCCGGAUUCCACUCCCUCCUCCUCCUACACCAGACAGCGCGAUCACGGACACCGCCUUGCCCCCGUCCGUUACCGAACCAGUACCCACUCUUGCUUCGCUCGCACCGCCGGCCCCGACCCGCUCCCAGUACGAUACUCACCCGAUCAUGGCAUGGGGAAACAUCGACGACCAAGACCUCCAAAAUUGGUGGGUCGACGGAUAUAAGUACUUCGCAACAGCAACGGUUCUGGGCCAGGAGUUUGAGUCCUUAACGAAGGAUCUUUAUCUCUUUGAGGAGAGCCAGGGAUUUAAAGCACCCUCCGUUUCUCUCGGCAAAGCUAAUCUUCGCCACCCGUGCAUAUCGGAAUGGUUCAAGAACCGCCGCGCCUGGAGAGAGUUCAACAUUGGACCGCUCGAUAAGUUCGAGAAGUCGUUCUGGUCUUGGUGGUGUGCCAUACAGCCGUCUGGUCGCGCGUUCGGUGACGAUGGCAAGCCAGAUCGAUACGCGGAGAGCGACGUUGAUUGGGACAGCAUCCGCUGUAACGGGAAGAGCGGCCUGGUGGUCGCGGUGGUUAUGAUCUGUUGGUGGGGUCUGAAGAUGGAGGAAACCAUGGUGCAGCCUCAGUAUCUUAUGGGCUGGCUGAAGGCCAUUCAGGACGUACAGUGGGUUUUGUGGGAGCUGAUUCGAACGGCGAGGGAAGGCGCGGGCGGUCGUUCUGCGGACAAUGAGGACCGGGAUAUAGCCCGUACGAGCGCAGAGCCUAGUAGCUCCACAGCCCGCGAGGGUAAACGUAUCACGCGGGCGAGAGAGGGUUCGGCUAUGUCAUCUCGUACGGCGGCUGCAGGUACUGAUGCUCGGAAGCGAACAUGGGGAGACGAUGAUGCAUCUGGGCAGCAGCUGAGUGCCUGCCGGUCGAAGAGGUGCAUAUUUCUGCAUAGUCCUUCCCUCGCCGACAUCAGGCCUCGCGUCCUACAUAAUUAG
Molecule: messenger RNA, 4245 nt
Organism: Stereum hirsutum FP-91666 SS1
Lineage: Eukaryota; Fungi; Basidiomycota; Agaricomycetes; Russulales; Stereaceae
Exons: 14
Coding region: 1-4245 (1414 amino acids)
Source: RefSeq, a predicted model, not a curated record